GGUCACUCGUUGUCCUUCCUUUUCCUGGCGGCAAGGCGUGCGAGUGUGCUUCAGAAAUAUAUGUUUUUUCCAGUAAGCAAUUUUGUAUCGGUUUUGAAAACUCUUUUUGCUUCUCAGGCAUGAGUUUGCCACUGAAUCCAAAGCCGUUCUUGAACGGUCUGACAGGAAAACCUGUGAUGGUGAAGCUGAAAUGGGGUAUGGAAUACAAGGGUUACUUGGUUUCGGUGGAUGGCUACAUGAACAUGCAGCUGGCCAACACAGAGGAAUAUGUUGACGGAGCUUUGGCGGGUCACCUUGGGGAAGUGCUGAUCAGGUGUAACAAUGUUUUGUAUAUACGAGGAGUAGAAGAAGAGGAAGAGGAUGGAGAGAUGAGAGAAUAAUGAAAAAUGGUGUAGUUAUGGAGUGAAUAUUAAACAUGUGUGAUUUAGUUUUUCAGUUGUAUGGGGUUGUGUUUCCUUUUUUGAGGAAUUCAUGUGUUGGAUUAUUUUUUACAUUGUAAAGCAUAUUGGAUGACAAUGGUGCAAAUAAAUUAUGCAUUUUGUA
Messenger RNA from Electrophorus electricus (electric eel), 543 nucleotides. RefSeq names its product small nuclear ribonucleoprotein polypeptide F (gene snrpf). Gene Ontology annotation, cellular component: catalytic step 2 spliceosome; U1 snRNP; pICln-Sm protein complex. The record is from RefSeq and is a predicted model, not a curated record. NCBI's taxonomy places the organism in Eukaryota, Metazoa, Chordata, Actinopteri, Gymnotiformes, Gymnotidae. Gene Ontology annotation, biological process: mRNA splicing, via spliceosome; spliceosomal snRNP assembly. Gene Ontology annotation, molecular function: RNA binding.